AUGCUGCCGCGCAGAUAUCGUCGCAUGUAUGACGUCACAUCUGGCUAUAAAAUGUAUGCGCUCGAGAAUAAAGUGAUCAUUGUUUUGUGGCCACUGGUUGUGGCUAUAUCACUGGCGACGAGGAAUUGGACCUCGAAUCCCGUAGGCAGGCGCGGCGAAGGAACUACAUGGCGAAAAAGUAGGCGCGUUUCGGCGACUGAAGAAGCCAUCCGGUCAUGUACGUGCUCUCGGAGUACGACACCGCAGCCUGCAACGUGGAGCAGACAGCAACGCCCCUCGAGCAACGCCCCCACACAAGCACCGAAAGCAUUGACGUGGUGGCAGCGAGCGGAGCUUCAUGCUGAAGGGCGACCGACGGCAACCUGAGCCAAGGACGGAGAAACAACCGCACAGAGGUGACUCUACAUUUUCUACUCGCAGACAGGAAUGUCGCGUUUAGGGAAGGUCGCUGAGUUUGAUCCUAAGUCACAGAAUUUCGAGUCUUACCUGGAGCGAUUCGAACUGUUUGUGCAAGCGAACGACAUAGAAGAGGAAAAGAAGCUAGCGGUUUUCCUAACGGUAAUAGGAGCAGAAGCUUAUGAAGUCUUGAAGAACCUUGUAGUGCCGGCUUCCCCACGUGAGAAAACUUACGAGGAAGCAAAGCGGUUGCUUACAGAACAUUACAGCCCACGGAGCUCGGUAAUCGCUGAGCGCUGCAGGUUCAACAAGCGGACUCAGCACGAAGGGGAAAGCGUAGAAAAUUUUAUAGUCGAGCUGAAGCACUUGGCCAGGAAAUGUAACUACGGCGACUUCUUACAGGAUGCACUUCGCGACAGGCUAGUAGCAGGUGUGCGCAAUGAAGAAACGCAGCGAGCCUUGUUCGCGGAAGAAAGCCUAACCUUUGACAGCGCCUGCAAGAUUGCCUUGGACCGAGAAAUGGCGGCAAGAGAGGCAGCGCUAAUGAAAGAAAAGAACAAAGAGGAGUCAUUAAAUGCGGUUGGGAGUCAGCCGAAGAAAGGGAUGAAGAAGACUCAAAAGAGCCACUUUGCCAAGAAAGAGCGAUGUGAAAGAUGCGGCAGAGGGCAUUCUUCAAGCGUAUGCUGGUAUAAAAACUCUGUGUGCCGUAACUGCUCGAAAGUAGGACACUUGAGAAAAAUGUGCACCACUGCGCAGACAAAGAGAACAAAUGCCUUAGAAUGUUCUGACGAGGACUCUGAGCACGAAGUAUACCAUUUCAUAAAUGUGACACGCUCUUCUUACGAUGUGAACAUUCAGGUCGAAGGCAAACCCCUGAACAUGCAGAUUGACACAGGAGCGGCUGUUACUGUAGUGCCAGAGUAUGUCUAUGAUUCACAUUUCGCUCAUGUUACAUGUCAGCCCACCAAAGUGACACUUCGCACGUACACCGGCGAACAAAUGACACUUAAGGGACAGUGUGAGGUUGCAGUCGUGUACAAAGGUCAGAGCAUGAUUCUUCCAGUAGUAGUAGUUAAGGAUAACGGAAGGAGACUGCCAGCAUUGCUUGGCCGGAAUUGGCUUGAGCAUCUCAAGCUUGACUGGAGCGCAAUAGGUCAAGUAACCGCGGAGGACAGAGCCAUGUCAUUGAGGAAGAAAUACCCUGCAGUCUUUUCACAGACAAUGGGCACCGUAAAGAGUUUUGAGGCAAAAAUAUCUUUGAAUGCAGAUGCUACGCCAGUAUUCUGUCGAGCCAGGUCUGUUCCAUUUGCACUUAAAGAAACAGUGGAAAAACAGCUCCGGGAGAUGGUAAAAACAGGCAUGCUACAGCAGGUAUCGCAUAGCGACUGGGCGACACCACUUGUCGUAGUCCAGAAAAAAGAUGGCAGCCUUAGGCUUUGCGGUGACUACAAAGUUACGAUUAAUCCGGUCCUAAAAACAGACCAUUACCCGCUGCCCAGGCCAGAAGACCUAUAUUCAGCAAUUACAGGCGGUAAGGUGUUCUGCGUUCUCGACCUAUCGGCGGCGUAUCAGCAGGUAACACUGAGCCCCGAGUCACGAUCAUUUCUGACGGUCAACACCAGUUUGGGGUUGUUCCAAUUUCAGCGCCUUCCAUAUGGUGUGGCUAGUGCACCCGCAAUAUUCCAGUCCUUGAUGGACGAAGUGCUAAAGGGCAUUCCACACGUAGGGUGCUAUAUCGAUGAUGUGAUCGUGGCUGGAUCUGAUAUGGGUUCAUGCCAAAAAACGCUAGAGCAGGUCCUUGAAAGGCUACAGGACUACAACAUCACGUUGAACACCGACAAAUGCCGGUUUUUUCAACAAUCGGUGACGUAUUUGGGCCACACAGUCACAGCAGAAGGGAUUUAUCCCACGGAAGCAAAAAUCAGGGCGAUUGUUGACGCGCCUGAGCCCACUAACGUCACCGAACUAAAAGCGUACUUGGGCCUGCUAAAUUUUUACUCAAAGUUCUUGAGAAACUGUGCGACCGUUGCUGAGCCACUGUAUCGGCUGCUAAAGAAAGAUACGAAAUGGUCGUGGACGAAGGAAUGUAGCGAUGCUUUCGCGGAUACGAAAAAGCUGCUCGUUAGCAGCAAAGUCCUCACCUUCUAUGACGUUGACAAACCGAUAGGAGUGCUUUGCGACGCGUCUUCCUACGGCCUAGGCGCGGUAAUAUUCCAUGAAACUAGCGGAGAAGAAAGGCCUAUCGCGUUCGCUUCGCGAACCCUCACCGCAGCGGAAAAGAAGUACGCACAGUGUGAACGCGAAGCGUUGGCACUGAUAUUUGGUCUUAAAAAGUUUCACCGCUAUCUUUAUGGUAGAGACUUCACAAUUUACACAGACCACCAGCCACUACUUGGCAUUUUAGGCGAAGGAAAACCUAUACCAACGUUGGCCGCAGCGCGCAUGCAACGUUGGGCAAUGACUUUUGCAGCCUACAGGUACCGCCUUAAGUACCGUAAGGGCAAGAACAUGGACGUGGCUGACGCCUUGUCCAGAUUGCCGCAAGCAGUGCCAGCAGGAGUAGAAUCCGCCGAGUGCCUGUCAGUAUUUGAGUGUCUUCCACUGACAGCCGAUGAAAUCGCCAAAGCGUCCAGGCGAUGUCUGACGUUAAGUCGUAUAGCUGAUUUCACUCUGAUUGGUUGGCCUGGCGAAUGCCCGGAAGACCUAAGGGCGUAUUAUGUACGCAGAGACGAACUGUCACUGGAGCAGGGGUGCUUAACAUGGGGAGUUCGGGUUGUUAUUCCUGAAGUGCUGAGACAUCGCGUGCUUGACAUUCUGCACACUGAACAUCCUGGGGCAAGCCGCAUGAAAAUGCUAGCCCGCAGUUUUGUGUGGUGGCCAGGAAUUGACCUAGCCAUAGAAGACUAUGUAAAAAGGUGUAAAAUAUGCCAAGCAGUGCAACCUGCAGCUCCGUUAGCACCACUUCAACCCUGGAGUUAUCCAGCCAGAUGUUGGUCACGCGUCCAUAUAGACUUUGCGCAGACAAGUGCAAAUGUGUUUCUUGUCCUUGUGGAUGCCUAUUCCAAGUGGGUCGAAGUGUGGCCAAUGCUCUCUACUUCAACAGCAAAGACAAUUGAAAAGCUUCGAAGUGCUUUUGCCGCUUACGGAUUCCCGGAAGCACUAGUAAGCGACAAUGGGCCACAAUUUAUCUCGGCCGAGUUCGCGGAUUUCAUGGCCACCAACGGCGUGAAACACAUUCGCACUCCCCCCUACCAUGCAGCUUCGAAUGGUGCGGCUGAACGAACCGUACAGACCGUGAAACGCGCUCUGAUGAAGGAACUGUUGGAAAGCAAAUCGUCAGGUACGCGUCAUUCGUUCCAGGAAAAUAUUGAUAGUUUCUUGAUGACAUACCGCAACACACCAAAUAGCGUGACGGGAAAGACACCCGCCGAGCUUUUUCUUAAGCGACAACCACGAACAAAACUUGCAUUGUUGAAACCAGACUUUUCGAGAUCAAUGCACACGAAGCAGCAGAAACUCAAAGAGCAGCGGGAUGUGAGUCGCGGGCGUGAGCGUUUGUUCGACGUUGGUGAUAAAGUGUUCGUGAAAACUGUGCGCGGUGAGUGUGCCUCGUGGGAGGAAGGUGUGGUGCGUCAGGUUGUGAGUGCUGUGACAUACGUGGUGAAAGUGCGCGAACAACUUCGGUUUACGCAUGCCGAUCACCUGCGACCACGCCAUGCGGACCCGGCACCAAGCCUAAAUCCCAAGUCCGGACUCGGACACCCUUUAACGCCGCACAGCGACGUCACAGAGGAGAAAUCACCGACCGCAGGAAACUCAGCCAGAACUUCCGUUCCAGAUAAACUGGUGGCUACUGAUCCGACGCCUCCUGUUCAACAGCCUAUCCCACCUGUCAACGUGAACUGCCCGACAGAGCUAGCAGCUCCGACGUCACAAACGGAGCCACGGUCAGCUUCGCCGUCAGCGGAAAGCCAACCGUUACGGCGCAGCACACGAACCCGCAAACCACCGGAUCGUUUCUAG
Messenger RNA from Rhipicephalus sanguineus (brown dog tick), 4419 nucleotides. RefSeq lists its product as uncharacterized. The record is from RefSeq and is a predicted model, not a curated record. The transcript has a single exon. Gene Ontology annotation, biological process: DNA integration. Bases 427 to 4419 code for a protein of 1330 amino acids. Gene Ontology annotation, molecular function: nucleic acid binding. Lineage: Eukaryota; Metazoa; Arthropoda; Arachnida; Ixodida; Ixodidae.